Cetraspora pellucida is the source of this 126-nucleotide messenger RNA. The record is from the annotation of a GenBank genome assembly. NCBI's taxonomy places the organism in Eukaryota, Fungi, Glomeromycota, Glomeromycetes, Diversisporales, Gigasporaceae.
AUGACUUUGGAUACGAAUUUUCUUCCAUUCAUUAAUAUGCCAGCUCUUCCUUCAGAACCAGCAGACUCAAAAAUAACAAAGUUAGAGCGCCUGAAUUUGAGACCAUGGAAUGGUUACCAGGUUUGA